Oryza sativa Japonica Group (Japanese rice) is the source of this 3142-nucleotide messenger RNA. RefSeq lists its product as uncharacterized. NCBI's taxonomy places the organism in Eukaryota, Viridiplantae, Streptophyta, Magnoliopsida, Poales, Poaceae. The record is from RefSeq and is a predicted model, not a curated record. Gene Ontology annotation, molecular function: protein binding.
UUGGGCGUGGUGUGGUGUUGGUGGGUGUGGGCAGUACACCAAACGGGAACAGGAGGCGGCGACGAGGGUUUUGCUGCUCCUCCCCUCCGCAAACCGUGUGCGCGGCGGCGACGCCACAGGGGGAGCUCGCCGCCUUCGGAUCGAGAGGGAGGAGGGGCGGCGGAGCGGGUGGUGGGGAGGCGACAUGAGAGGCGGGGGCGGCCGGGGCGGGGGCGGGGGCGGCGGUGGGAGGGUGCCCUUCUACGCCGCGGCGGCGGCGGCGGAGCCUCGGGCGGGGGAUGCGGCCGCGAUCCCGCCGGCGUCGAGGAAGCUGGUGCAGGGGCUUAAGGGGAUCCUGACCGACCGCUCCGAGGCCGAGAUCUACGCCACGCUCCUGGAUUGCGGCAUGGACCCCGACGUCGCCGUCGAGCGCCUCAUCUCGCAAGAUCCUUUUCAUGAAGUGAGAAGAAAGCGUGACAAGAAAAAGGAGAUCAAAGCACCUCAGGAAACCAGGCCUCGGCCAUUUUAUAAACCUGCAUUUCGAGGAUCUAAGACUGGAGGAGAUUCAACUGGCAGUGGUAAAGGCCCUACCAAGAAAGAAACGGAGUUACAUUCUCUUCCUAAAUCAUCAGUCUCUGAUUCUGUGAAGGAAAGCAAUCCAACUGAGAAGAUUUCAGCAGCCGACCAUGCUACUAUCAAUGACAGUCUUAUUUUAUCAAGUGGCCAAGCUGAUGCAAAGUCCACUCCUCUCCAGCCCCCUUCUCAAGUGAAGCAUGGUUGGGGUGGGAUGCCAGGGCGCCCUUCCAUGGCUGAUAUUGUCAAGAUGGGCAAACCCCAAGCUAAACCUGUGAGAUCUGUUGCAUGUAAUACCGGGAUGCCAACCAUUGGUGGUUCAGUCAUUUCCAAUGCAACAAAUCAUACUUCAAAAGAUUCACAAGACCUAGUUUUGCCUUCACAAGUGAACUCUGUUGCAACUGAUAGAAUACCAAAUGGUACCAAUGAGGUCUCCCCUGCAUCUAAUGACUCCUCUAUUGAUGUAUUACCUCCCAGAGAGGGGUUGGAGGUGCCAGAAUCUGUCGCCACAGUUAAACCUGGAUCGUCAACUGCAGAUGUUUACAAAGAUGAAGUUGAAGAAGACAUGGAUUCUGAUAAAAAUAAGGAUAUGAGUGCAAGCAAUGCAGACGAUCGAACAUCUUCAGGACCAUAUCCUGCAUCUAGCAAAGAAGUACACUCAGAACAUACUCAAAUUGCCACCCAUCACAAUGACUUGAUAGUGGAAACAGAGGACUCUCAGUCUGAUGGCAAUGCAUUUGAGAAUAACCGUGUUGCAGAUUCAGAGGGAAAUAUGUCUGCUACUGACAAACAGUUUGAACAGUUGAUUCUACAUGAGGAAAAAAAAUCAAAAUCAUCUGAAGAUAACCCGGCUGUAAUAAUUCCUGAUCAUCUUCAGGUUUCAAAUGCUGAUUGUGCACACUUGACAUUUGGUAGUUUUGUGUCUGGAACACUUGAUGCGCCAGUCUCCUUGAAAACUGCCAAUGGUGAUGAGGAGGUUGCAGCAGUUUCUGAUAACCAUUCGAUUGAUCAGUCAGAUGUCAGAAUCCAUGAGUACGAAAAUAAGGAUACAGUAGCACCUGCAGCUGACGAACAUGUUGCCUCUUCAACAAAAAGUGACACGGAGAAUGUUGAUGUUGCACCUGUACAACAGCCUGAAUUGAGAACAGCCGAUUUAAUAGAUGUUCCAAACAACACCAUGUACAAUAAUUUAUCAACCUCCGAUUAUGCAACUCCAAGUGCAGUGCAACCAGAUUCUUCCGCACACAUUUAUCUGCAAGAACAUCGACAAUUGCAAAACAUUUCCCCUCUCUCUAGCUUUAUGCAAGGAAAUAUCCCGAAUGGACUAUUGCCACCAGCACUUCCACCUUUGCGUGACUUUGAUCCUGCUUUCUCAUUAUUACUUACUAACCCACCAUUGGCUACGAUGGUUCAUGGCACAACAUCAUCGUCCAUGGGCAAUGCAACUACUGUUUCUACACAACCACAAGAGAUUGUGAAUCCAGGUGCUUCAUCCAACCCUCAAUUGAAUCAAUCUCAGCCAAGCACCAGCACCAGCAUUGCUUCUGGUCCUCCACUCCCUCAGCAUCUCACGCUUCACCCUUAUGCUCAAGCAACUCUUCCUCUUGGGUAUGCAAGCAUGAUUGGCUACCCAUCUCUAGCCCCAAGUUAUACAUAUCUCCCGCCUCCUGCCUUUCAGCAACCAUACAUGAACAGUGGCCUAUUCCACCAAGCAGCAGCUGCAGUUCCCAAUUCCAGUGUAAAAUAUCCUUUGCCACAGUACAAAGGCAAUGUUUCCCUUGCGAGCUUACCCCAGCAAGCCUCACUGCUCUCAAGCUAUGUUGGGGGCUUUGGAGCUGCAAGCAGCAUGCCAGGAAAUUUUGCCCUGAACCAAAGCACACCAUCAGCAACCGCUGCUCCUGGGUUUGAUGGAACAGUGCCCGCGCAAUACAAAGAAGGGAAUCAAUUUGUAUCUCUUCAGCAGAGCGAGAACGCUGCGAUGUGGAUGCAUGGUGCCAGUUCGCGAACAAUGCCACCUCUUGCAGCAAAUGCCUUGUAUUAUCAAGGGCAGCAGGGUCACCAGGGCGGCCUUCGGCAGGGGCAGCUGCCUUCACAGUUUGGUGCUCCACUUGCACCGACACAGCCCGGCCUGGGCCAUGAGCACCGGAACCCUAGUGACGGCAACUUAAGCUCUGCUGCCGCUGCCGCUCAGGCUAACCAAAUGUGGCCAAAUAGUUACUGACCCAGCCUUUGAAACCCUUUUGAGUGUGUGGUCCUGUUGUGGUGCGUGCUACGUCAGAGAUGCCAUGCAAUGCUUUUGGCCUGAUUCAGGCGCCUGAAUAGCAACUGUGUAUAUGAGUUGCUAUGUCGACAUUUUGGAGAGGCAGAGGAGAUGUAUGUUUGAUCAUCAUGUUCUACUACCCUUAGCAUUUUCUAGGAUGGCCUAAAACUGUAGCUCUAUUUAUUUAUAUUCUGAUAGAAAGGACCGUUCUUUCUCAGUUUGUUUUGUUCUUCCGUUUACAUAUCAUGUAAACAAUAAAACUGAGAUAUCUAACAAAGCAGCACCAUGAAUGAAUUUCAAGGAAGCAAAGGAUGAGCUAGCUUUGUAUCA